Molecule: messenger RNA, 2864 nt
Organism: Vidua chalybeata
Lineage: Eukaryota; Metazoa; Chordata; Aves; Passeriformes; Viduidae
Product: cleavage and polyadenylation specificity factor subunit 1-like
Exons: 22
Coding region: 1-2826 (941 amino acids)
Cellular component (GO): mRNA cleavage and polyadenylation specificity factor complex; nucleus
Molecular function (GO): nucleic acid binding; protein binding
Source: RefSeq, a predicted model, not a curated record
AUGGCACCCCGAAAUGGAGUCACAGCACCCCCAAACGGGGUCCGCAGCAUCCGGCCGCAGGUGGUGACCACGUUCGAGCUGCCCGGCUGUUACGACAUGUGGACGGUCACCGCGCCCCCGCCGCGGGAACAGCCCGAGGUGGCCCCGGGGACCAGCGCGGAGCCCGAGGCGGCGACGGCGGCUCCGGAAAGUUCUGAGGAGGACGGGGAACGUCACGGGUUCCUCAUCCUGAGCCGCGAGGACUCCACCAUGAUCCUGCAGACGGGCCAGGAGAUCCUGGAGCUGGACACGAGCGGCUUCGCCACGCAGGGCCCGACCGUGUUCGCAGGGAACCUGGGCCAGGGCCAGUUCAUCGUGCAGGUGUCACCUCUGGGGCUGCGCCUGCUGCAGGGCGUGACCCAGCUGCACUUUGUCCCCGUGGACCUGGGCUCUCCCAUCGUGCACUGCGCCGUGGCCGAUCCCUUCGGGGUGCUGCUCAGCGCCGACGGCCACCUGGCCACCUUCACCCUCAAGGGGGACACCUACGGCGGGCGCGCCCCGCGCCUGGCCCUGCUGCGGCCACCCGUGUCACACCCCUCGCGGGUGACAGCGCUGUGCCUGUACCGGGACCUUUCCGGAAUGUUCACCACCGAGAGCCGCGCCCCCCGCGAGGAGCCCCCGCCCCGCCCCCACGCCGAGGCCGAGACCCUCAUCCAGGACCUCAGCGGCUCGGUGGACGAUGAGGAGGAGAUGCUCUACGGGGACUCGGGGGGCUCGGGCCGCUCGCCCCCCCGGGAGGAGCCGCGCCGGGCGGGGCCCCCCGAGCGCGAGCCGGCCCCGCUGAGCCCCGAGCCCUCGCACUGGUGCGUGCUGGCCCGCGAGAACGGCCACAUGGAGAUCUACCAGGUUCCCGAGUGGCGCCUGGUGUUCCUGGUGAAGAACUUCCCGGUGGGGCAGCGGGUGCUGGUGGAUUCCUCCUUCGGGCAGCCGGCGGCCGAGCCCCGCAAGGACGAGCGCGGAGAGCGGGAGCUGCCCCACGUGCGGGAGCUGCUGCUGGUGGGGCUGGGCCGCGCCCAGAGCCGCCCCUUCCUGCUGGUGCACGUGGAGCAGGAGCUGCUCCUGUACGAGGCCUUUGCCCACGACUCCCAGCUGGGCCAGAGCAACCUCAAGGUUCGGUUCCGCAAGGUGCCGCACGGGAUCAAUUUCCGGGAGAAGAAGCCGAAGCCGUCGCGGAAGAAGCCGGAGGGGCCGGGGGCGGCUCCCGGGGGGGCUCCGGGCGGGACCCCCGAGGAGCCGGGGGGGCCCCGGGGCCGCGUGGCGCGGUUCCGCCCCUUCCACGACAUCUACGGCUACUCGGGGGUGUUCAUCUGCGGCCCCUCCCCGCACUGGGUGCUGCUGACGGGCCGGGGGGCGCUGCGGCUGCACCCCAUGGGCAUCGACGGCCCCGUGGAGUCCUUCGCACCUUUCCACAACGUCAACUGCCCCAAGGGCUUCCUGUACUUCAACCGCCAGGGUGAGCUGAGGAUCAGCGUGCUCCCCGCCUACCUGUCCUACGACGCGCCCUGGCCCGUGCGGAAGAUCCCCCUGCGCUGCACCGCCCACUACGUCGCCUACCACGUGGAGUCCAAGGUGUACGCGGUGGCCACCAGCUCCCCCCACCCCUGCACGCGCAUCCCGCGCAUGACGGGAGAGGAGAAGGAGUUCGAGAGCAUCGAGAGAGACGAGCGCUACGUCCCCCCGCAGCAGGAGGCCUUCAGCAUCCAGCUCAUCUCGCCCGUCAGCUGGGAGGCCAUCCCCAACACCAGGAUCGCCCUGGAGGAGUGGGAGCACGUCACCUGCAUGAAGACGGUGUCGCUGCGCUCCGAGGAGACGGUGUCGGGCCUCAAGGGCUACGUGGCCGUGGGCACCUGCCUGAUGCAGGGCGAGGAGGUCACCUGUCGGGGCAGGAUCCUGAUCCUGGACGUGAUCGAGGUGGUGCCGGAGCCGGGGCAGCCGCUCACCAAGAACAAGUUCAAGGUGCUCUACGAGAAGGAGCAGAAGGGACCCGUGACCGCCCUGUGCCACUGCCACGGCUACCUGGUGUCAGCCAUCGGGCAAAAGAUCUUCCUGUGGAGCCUCAAGGACAACGAGCUGACGGGCAUGGCCUUCAUCGACACGCAGCUCUACAUCCACCAGAUGAUCAGCGUCAAGAGCUUCAUCCUGGCCGCCGACCUCAUGAAGAGCAUCUCGCUGCUGCGCUACCAGGAGGAGAGCAAGACCCUGUCCCUCGUCAGCCGCGACGCCAAGCCGCUGGAGGUCUACAGCGUGGACUUCAUGGUGGACGGCAGCCAGCUGGGAUUCCUGGUGUCGGACCGCGACCGGAACCUGCUGGUGUACAUGUACCUGCCUGAAGCCAAGGAGUCCUUCGGGGGGCUGCGGCUGCUGCGCCGCGCCGACUUCCACGUGGGGGCGCACGUCAACACCUUCUGGCGCACGCCGUGCCGCGGGCACGCCGACGGGCCCAACCGGCGCUCCAGCACCUGGGAGAACAAGCACAUCACCUGGUUCGCGACGCUGGACGGGGGCCUGGGGCUGCUGCUGCCGAUGCAGGAGAAAACCUACAGGAGAUUGCUGAUGCUGCAGAACGCGCUGAGCUCCGCCCUGCCGCACCUGGCCGGCCUCAACCCGCGGGCCUUCAGGUUGCUGCAGUCGGAGCGGCGCCUGCUGCAGAACGCCGUGCGCAACGUCCUGGACGGGGAACUGCUGGGCAGGUUCCUGUACCUGAGCGCCAUGGAGCGCGGGGAGCUGGCCAAGAAGAUCGGCACCACACCUGACAUCGUGAGUCACACGGGACAGGUGUGGGGCUGACAGGUGUGGGGCUGACAGGUGUGGGGCUGACAGGUGUG